AGCAUUCACUUCUACUUCCUUACUCUCACUCUCGCACUUUUAACUUUCUUCAAGGUCCAGAUCAGCCGAUCUGGAACCUCUCGGUUGUGUCUCACCUUCUCCCCUCCCAGUCGACGGGUUGUUAAGAACUACCUGCUGUUUCCAUGCUUGCUUUCCGUACAGUUGUGCCCUAGUGCCCCCUCAACCACGUAGGCUGCAAAAUAUUUUUCUGAUAUUUUUAAGGCUGAUUUUAUUUAGAGGCGGUGCUUGCAGGAUUCGAGCAGCGUCGUAGCGACACUUUCUCCCCAGUCGGUUGGUUAAGAGUUGAGUUUGGAGCUGGGGGUCGUGUGGAUUUGGGGGGAGAUCCGUUAUAUUUCUUGUUUUUUUUUUACGUUUUACUUUUUUAACUGGAUUUAUUCCGUUUUUUAUUUCUUCAUUUUGGGGGGGAUCUUAGAUCAUGAACAAGCUGUACAUCGGGAACCUGAGCCCCUCUGCCACCGCCGAGGAUCUGAAACAGCUCUUCGGGGAAAAGAAGCUCCCUUUGGCCGGCCAGGUCCUGCUCAAGUCCGGUUACGCUUUUGUGGAUUACCCAGACCAAAACUGGGCCAUUCGAGCCAUCGAAACGCUAUCUGGGAAAGUAGAGCUACAUGGAAAAGUGAUAGAAGUGGAUUAUUCGGUUCCCAAGAAACUUAGGAGCAGAAAAAUUCAAAUCCGUAACAUCCCCCCUCAUUUACAGUGGGAGGUGCUGGAUGGACUUUUAGCUCAAUAUGGCACCGUAGAAAAUGUGGAACAAGUUAACACUGAUAUAGAGACAGCUGUAGUGAACGUAUCAUAUGCAACAAAAGAUCAAGCUAAAGUAGCUGUUGAGAAAUUAAGUGGGCACCAAUAUGAAAACCAUACCUUCCGGAUUUCUUACAUCCCAGAUGAAGAUGCAUCGUCUUCGCCGCCUCCUCAACGGUCACGUCGUGGGGGCAACACUUCCAGGGAGCAAGGGUCUUCAGCAGGAGGAUCUUCACAGUCCAAGCAGAUUGACUUUCCAUUGCGAAUUCUUGUUCCCACACAGUUUGUUGGUGCAAUCAUUGGGAAGGAGGGCUUGACCAUUAAGAAUGUUACUAAACAAACUCAGUCCAAGGUAGACAUUCAUCGAAAGGAGAAUGCUGGUGCUGCAGAGAAACCCAUAACUAUCCACUCCACACCAGAAGGUUGCUCGGCUGCAUGUAGAAUGAUUUUGGAAAUUAUGCAGAAAGAAGCAAAUGAAACAAAAUCAAAUGAAGAGAUUCCACUAAAAAUAUUAGCUCACAAUAGCUUGGUUGGAAGAUUAAUUGGGAAAGAGGGAAGGAACCUGAAGAAAAUUGAGCAAGACACUGAGACCAAGAUAACAAUCUCUUCGUUGCAGGAUUUAACGAUUUAUAACCCUGAGAGGACCAUUACAGUUAAAGGCACUAUAGAGGCGUGUUCAAAGGCAGAAGUAGAAAUAAUGAAGAAACUUAGAGAAGCAUAUGAGAAUGAUAUCAUUGCUAUUAAUCAACAGGCAAACCUGAUCCCAGGUUUGAAUUUAAGUGCUUUGGGCAUCUUCUCAACUGGGCUGUCUGUGAUCCCACCUGCUUCUACACCCCGUGGAGCUGCUGCAGCUGGGUACAACCCCUUUGUUAGUCACAUGUCAUAUCUAGGUGGUAUGUAUGGCGCACCUCCGGUUGGUGCAUUCACCUUUCAGCACUCCCAGAUGCCAGAACAAGAAGUAGUCUACCUUUUUAUUCCAACUCAGGCAGUGGGAGCAAUUAUUGGGAAGAAGGGCCAACAUAUUAAACAGCUUGCUCGGUUUGCUGGUGCAUCCAUCAAGAUUGCACCAGCUGAAGGACCAGAUGUUACUGAGAGAAUGGUUGUUAUAACGGGGCCACCAGAAGCUCAGUUUAAGGCACAAGGACGGAUAUUUGGAAAACUGAAGGAAGAAAAUUUCUUUAAUCCUAAAGAGGAAGUUAAGUUGGAGGCACAUAUCAAGGUUCCUUCAUCAGCUGCAGGAAGGGUUAUUGGCAAAGGUGGAAAAACGGUAAAUGAGCUUCAAAACCUUACCAGCGCUGAAGUAAUUGUGCCACGUGACCAAAUACCAGAUGAAAAUAAUGAAGUCAUUGUAAAAAUAAUAGGGCAUUUCUUUGCCAGUCAGACUGCACAGCGGAAGAUCAGGGAGAUUGUACAGCAGGUGAAGCAGCAGGAACAGAAACAACAACAGGGGGCUGCUACAUCACACCGCAGCAAGUGAACCUGAAGGGUCACCAACGAGCAACAGCCAAUGAAUGUAGCCCUUCCAACACAAGAGACAGAAUGACAGAAUGGGGAACAAACCAAAGAACAUGACAAGGAAUAUGAAUGAGUCGCCAAAGGCUGGGGCUCUCUAUGGACCGUAGUGCAGAGGGGGGAAACCUGUUAAUCACAAUUAAGGAAGAAGCAGUGGUGCUGAGAGUAUCUGCAGUCUUUCUGAUAAUUAAAAGAAAAAAACCCUACAUGUUACUAUAUUUAACUACAAUGACGUUAUCCCUUUAGUUGGACUAACAUAGGCUGAAUUUUUUAAAAAACUUUCUCAGUAUAUUUGAGGCUGCCUUUAUACAUGUACAUACAUUCAUACAUAUAAUAGAAAAAAGAUUUUUAAAGUAAGUUCUGAGUGUACAGCUUCCAGCAAAACAUUAGCAUUAGCAGUGUUUAAAAUAUUUUAGAAGUAAUAUAUUGGAAAAUUAAAGUAACUCAGAAUUUUCCUAGAUGAAAAAUGCUUUUUAAACAUUAAAGAAAAAGAAACCUAGUCUGUUUGGAUGCCUGUUUAAAGUUCUGCAGCACCAGUACAUAAUAACUGUAUUUUUACACUAGAUUACAGGUGCCUGAAGUAAUUUAAAGGCAGGACCAUGAGUUUUAGUAAUUAGUCAAGUUUUAUAGUUUUAAAGCCUGUGUGUGCCAACAGAAGGGAUACCGUCCCUUAAAAGUAUUCAAUCUUUCAUCUUUAUGUAGCUCACAGUCUUUUUGUUUUCUUUUUUGCUUCAUGGUUCCACAACUGGCUUUUGCAAAACUGUAUUUUCCACCAGGCAAGCAGUGUUCUAAUAAGAAUAUAAUAUAUAUCAAGAGCAACAACUUCCAUAUUGGGUUAUAAAACUUCUAAUGGCAUCUGUCCUAACAUUUGUUUUUUUUUUGCAAAGAAGACCGGAAUUUCAUCUAAAUUUUAUUUUAUUUUAUUAUUUUUUUUUUUAACUUGUAUGACACUGCCAUCUGAUUUCAAGGGAAAUGAUGUUUUUACGAAAAUGAAAAAGGAAAAAAAGAGGUUGUUGGCCCAGGGCAUGAACAGUGCGCAUUUUGAAAUGAUCUACCUCAGACGUUUUUUCGUACCUCAGCACUUAGUUCUUUUAUUUCCCUUUUAGAGAUUUUGUAUGCCUUGUAAAACUGAUAGUUUGAGCAUUUUUAUUUUUUUAAUAAAAAUGAGUUUAAAAAAUUAUGUCAGCUGCCAGUCAGAAGAAUCAAUUUUUCAGAGUAUUUUAACCUUAUAUUGUAGUGUUAUUCUUCUGGCUAGAAGCUGAUUGUCCUUUUUUUGAUAAAUCUUGAAAAAUGUUUAUAUAUAUAAAAAUACCAAGAACUGCGUUCUAGUGGGGUACAUACCGUACGUGCUUCUAAGCUGAAGGACAAAUGUGUGCUGAUUAUCACAUAAAACAUGCCAUUGUACCAACAGACUGCAAUGCCAGUUUCCUUUCACUGCAAAUAGUAUUCUGUGAAAAGUAUAUCCAGCUAACCCGGUUAUUUGAACUCAUUAUUCCUUAUUUUAAAACACACACACACAGAUAUGCUUGCAAAAUAAAAAAAUACAUAUGUAUAUGGUGACACAAUUGAUAUUUGAUCUGCAGGUGGAAAAAGGGACUUCUAAUUUGGGUAAUUUAGAUUAUGGAAUGCCGCUAUAAGAUUAUGCAACACAGCUGUAGCCGGAACGUGUUUACCCAUUUUUUUUUUUUUUUUAAGGGAGACAUUACUGUAAUGGUAUCUUAGGACUUGUAUUGCUUCUUUGCAUUUCCUUCUAGUCUGGUCUAGUGUAACAAAAGAGUACCCUGUUCAUACCAGUGACUGCUUUGUUUUCAUUUGAAAUUCAACUUUUGUGAUCUCCUGCAUGCAUGCUGCCAUAACAGAGGAAAUGGUAACAUUUAAGCAGUUGUGUAAAAAAAAAAUAAAUAAAUAAAAAAAUAAAUUCAUAUUGUAGAGCUGUGUGAGCGAGGGGACAGUGGGACAUUACCUGAAACAGUCUGCACAUUUGGCAGAAUCAUCCUGUUGAAGUAAUACAGUAAAUAUCAUUAACUUAGCCUUUACCUUUUCUGACUAAUCUACAAGUCUAAUCUGCAAAGCAAGUUAGAGAAAAAAGGCCAAGUUGCCCUUUUUAUUGGUUGCAGCUUUUUUAUUAGUCAUACAUAUAGUGUGGGUAACACAGUCUGACUAUUGGAGCUAUUCUCUUCUUUGUGGUAGUGAAACCAUUAAAGUCAAUAAACCAUACUCUGCAACCAAAUUAUAAAGACGUUAUAAAGUCCCUUAAGUCUGCUUGUAUCAUGGCAAUGGUUCUCUCCAAAAAAUUUGUUGACAGGAAUAUGAAAAAGAGGAUGACAGACUGGCUUCCCAUUAUUGUAGUGAUGUCUGCACUUCUAGAGUGUAUCUUAUCACUUCUUGUACAGCUGUAGUUUGACAUGCAAGAGGUCAGCUUAAUGCUGGCAGUAUAGGCUGUACAUAACAGGAAUCGUGGAAGCUACGUCCUACAGACAGCCCUUUUGUAUCAUAGCCGUGGCAACAUUAAUUAUUUGCAUUAAACAGCUAUGUGACAAAAUCAAAAGCAUUUUGAUAGUCUUAAAUAGCCAGGGGCAUAUUACAUGAUUUUGCUGAAAAGUGAUGCAUAUGAUGGUAUGUCCCACUUCCCUGUACGUCUCACCCACACACAGACAGCUGGGCAGCUGUAUUGGCUCAUCUACAUCAUAUUCAUAUGUACAUGGCAUCUAAAAGGAGUUCACAGGGAACACACUGGGAAGAAUCUGAAAUAAACUGAAAAUGAGCAAGUUAAAGUGGAAAUUAAUUUUAUAAGAUUUUUUUUGAUAUGAUGGGGUACAGAAGGGUGUGCUACAUUUUCACUUCAAUAUUGUUUACCUGGUAGAGUCUGGUCAUAGAAUGAUUAUGUGACUACAACAGUUUUAAACACAGUGUGAAUAAUAAAGUAUUUUAAGAAAUUGUAUUGUGAAUUUCCAAACCCCUCCAUUGCAGAUCAUGUACUACAUUUUUUCUGGUUUGGAACAAACAAACUUGCUCUUGCAGUCUGGUAUUUUUUCAUAAAGAUGGAAAGUGCAUGAUGUCAUAUCAUAUCACACAUCUCCCACCGUUUUUAAUGUCUGCUAUCACAUGUAACUGCAAAUUUCAGCAAAGCUGGAUUGUACAACUGCUGAAAGCUCUGAUCAUGUUAAACUUUAUUAGGUUUUGACAAUUAAACUUGGGGAAACAAA
Molecule: messenger RNA, 5477 nt
Organism: Protopterus annectens (West African lungfish)
Lineage: Eukaryota; Metazoa; Chordata; Ceratodontiformes; Protopteridae
Gene: IGF2BP2
Product: insulin like growth factor 2 mRNA binding protein 2
Exons: 16
Coding region: 437-2236 (599 amino acids)
Biological process (GO): nervous system development; regulation of gene expression
Cellular component (GO): cytosol; nucleus; cytoplasm
Molecular function (GO): mRNA 3'-UTR binding
Source: RefSeq, a predicted model, not a curated record